AUGAAUUGUUGUUCAGAAGCUGAAGAAGAGGAUUUGACAACCAGGAUAAGGCAGAUUCAAUCUUCCUUGAGACGGUUAAAGGACUUUGGUGAUAAAUUAGAAGAAUCAAUGAAAGAACUUUCCAUUGCCUUGGAAGCAAAACAAGACAAUGAGUCUGAAAUUGAAAAAAUUACAGAAGACAGUGAGAAGUUGUUUGAAUUGCUCACAGAUGUUACAGAGCACUCAGAAGAACUUCUACUAUUGGAAAAAAGAUUGGAGCAAGCGGACAUACCUUAUAUGAAAAUUGAAGCACCAAAUGACCCACGAAUCGACCACAUGAUCGAUCUGCAGACAAAAAUGCAGGAACAACUGAUGCAUUUCCAAGAACUCCCAAUUCAGGAACUGCACAGAAAAGAGAAGAUAUGCAAAGAGAAAGAAACUCCAGUAGUUAAACUACUAAAGUUUGAGCUCCCUUCAUUCAACGGAGACAAAUUAAAGUGGAAAGAGUUCUGGGACUCCUUUGAAGCUUCAGUAGACAAAAACACAAGACUUUCCAAUGUUGAAAAGUUCAACUACUUGAAAAGUAAAAUGGAAGGAAAGGCACAAUCUGCUAUUUCCGGCCUCAUGCUCUUUCAUGAAAAUUAUGAUGUAGCUCUCUCCAUAUUGAAGGAACGAUUCGGAGAUGUGCAGUCUGUAAUUAACAAACAUUACAUGGACCUUAUAAACAUUAAGCCUGCACUCAAUAAUACUUCCAGUCUCCGUAGACUAUUUGAUGAUUUAGAAAAGCAUAUGCGCAGCCUAGAAGCACUGGAACAAGAUGUAAACCAGGAUGUCUUUGUUUCCAUGAUUAUUACAAAGUUACCAAAAGAAGCCAGAUUACCAUUAGAAAUAUAG
Molecule: messenger RNA, 873 nt
Organism: Saccostrea cuccullata (small rock oyster)
Lineage: Eukaryota; Metazoa; Mollusca; Bivalvia; Ostreida; Ostreidae
Exons: 1
Coding region: 1-873 (290 amino acids)
Source: RefSeq, a predicted model, not a curated record